This is a messenger RNA of Cyphomyrmex costatus, 1383 nucleotides long. It is a transcript of the gene Tre1, whose product is annotated as Trapped in endoderm 1. Gene Ontology annotation, cellular component: membrane. Gene Ontology annotation, molecular function: G protein-coupled receptor activity. Gene Ontology annotation, biological process: G protein-coupled receptor signaling pathway. The record is from RefSeq and is a predicted model, not a curated record. The transcript has 3 exons. The coding region runs from base 287 to 1324 and encodes 345 amino acids. NCBI's taxonomy places the organism in Eukaryota, Metazoa, Arthropoda, Insecta, Hymenoptera, Formicidae.
UACUUUAUUAAAAAGCAUAGCACACAGAGAAACAUGUCAAACAGUAAAACGUAAGAAAUAAGCGAAUUGGCCCAACAAAACGACAGCAAAUUUGAAAUGUUGAUUUGCUUAGAGUUUAUACAUCUUACGGCUUACGUUUUUCUUUCGUACGUUAUGGCCUUUAAAAUAGAACAAUUUUUUUUAUACGUGCUUCCUUAUUUUUUACAGCACAUUAAUCACGGCGAUUUUUGAUUUUCUGAAGAAUGCGAAGGAAGAAAAACUGUUUUCCGCGCAUUUGCUAAAAAAAAUGGGGAACUUCGCGGCAAACGACACGGCAAUCUUCGAAAUCAUCACUCAGUCAGAGACUGUAGGUCCGAAGACAUUUACACGUUCCGUGACUAUCACUGCUGCAGUAUGCGCUAUAAUAUUCAGCAUUAUUGGAGUAUUAGGUAAUUUAGUGACGGUAAUUGCAUUAUUAAAAUAUACCAGACUGAGACGACACGCCACCACGGCUUUUGUGAUAAGUCUAAGCAUCUCCGAUCUGAUCUUCUCAGCGGUAAACUUGCCUUUAACCGCCAGUAGAUAUUUGAACGAAGCGUGGGUUCUGGGUGAUACUCUAUGCAAGAUAUUCCCCUUAUUCUUUUACGGGAAUGUCGCCGUAUCUUUACUCAGCAUGGUGGCAAUUACUAUUAACAGAUAUAUACUGAUCUCACAGUCGGACAUUUAUACCCAGUUAUACACUACUCGCGGCAUAAUGCUGAUGUUAAUAGGUAUAUGGACUCUAAGUUUCUUGAUGCUACUGCCACCCUUAUUAGGCAUCUGGGGUACCCUAGGACUAGAUUCGGCCACCUUCUCAUGUACCAUACUGAAGAAAAAUGGCUCGAGUCCGAAGAAGUUUCUGUUCAUCCUAGGCUUCAUCGUACCAUGCGUGGUGAUCAGUGUUUCGUAUCUCUGCAUAUAUUGGCGUGUACGGAGAAGCCGAAAGAAUCUCGAGGCCCACGCGGCGGAAAGCGGCCGACGAGGCGGUGGUUUUCAACGGCGGGAAGACUCCAGAGUGACCAGACUAAUGCUUACUAUAUUCCUCUGUUUUCUGCUGUGCUUCAUGCCGCUGAUGCUGGCGAACGUCAUCGACGAUAAGAUGAAGAUUCCGAUACUUCAUAUAGUGGCAUCCGUGCUCGCAUGGGCAUCCGCGGUGAUAAAUCCUUUCAUUUAUGCCGGCACCAACAAACUGUACAGGGAGGCGUAUAAACAAAUUCUGUGCCCCGUUUCAAGCAGGACACCCACGAUCGGUCCCAAACCGACGCAUUCUCACUCGAGUAAGUUCUCGGCACCCCAUACGAUAUAAAUAUAUCUUCCGUUCCGGAAAUAAUCGAUCGCCUCGAAUUAAUGGCGGCAAAAAAGUUG